AUGUUUUCUACCACCGACAGUGGCAGUCCUUCUUACAUAUCGUCUCAUUCGGCAGACGUUAUUCUUUCAGAUAUAAGGCCAAUCAAGUUAAAGAUCGAUGCCCUAUGUUCUAUCAACGUCCUUCUUGACGAGUUCUUGUACAACAUUCUCAAGGCUUCCCGUUCUCUAACCACCAAUAAACUUAGAGCAGGGCUGCUGGGUGUUCUCCCAACUACGUUGGGAAAGGAAGCAUUAUUGGAGGCAGAGGUGGAACUACGAGCAUACUGGGACCGUACGCGACGUCCUAAAGGCUCAAGUUCUCUGGAGGACGACAGCGACUCUUUCAAUCUACAAUGGGCGUUCGAGCUUCUUCGUCUGAAAUGCGAAGCCUACUCCACAUUGAAUGAAUCCGAUGAAGAUCCUGUAGCGGAAAGUAGACUGCACGAGAGAAUGGCUAGUAUUAGCAACCAACAACCUCCAAAGCCCUCCCUAGUCGCUCCUGCGGCACUAUACCUCACUGCAAUCUUAGAGGCUAUGUGCGAGUAUGUGUUCUUGGCACUUUUAUCGUUUGCACCCGAUCUCCAAUUGUUCACAAUCGUAGACAUAUACUCUCGAAUGUUGGCCGCGUAA
This is a messenger RNA of Marasmius oreades (fairy-ring Marasmius), 609 nucleotides long. RefSeq lists its product as uncharacterized. The record is from RefSeq and is a predicted model, not a curated record. NCBI's taxonomy places the organism in Eukaryota, Fungi, Basidiomycota, Agaricomycetes, Agaricales, Marasmiaceae. The transcript has 4 exons. Bases 1 to 609 code for a protein of 202 amino acids. Gene Ontology annotation, molecular function: protein heterodimerization activity.